GAAGACGGUAAUGGUAUGAUAAGAGCGCAAGCAUUGGGCAUUUUCCUUUGGUCCUUAAUCCAGUGGUGGAUCUAAGGAGACCAACUGUUUAAACUUUAAAUUCCACUUCGCAACGGUCAAUUUUUCAAUUCAAAAUACACACCCCAGGGCCCAGACUUUCCUAAUGAGAAGACCAUAAGAAUAUCACGAGCCAGAAACCCUCAGAAAGCUUGGCCAAAAUAUUGUACUGGGAGGGAUAGAGCUCAGUCUAAACUCAAAGCCCUAUAAAGUUUAAGAAGAAGAAGAACCCCUCAAUGGUAAUGGCAAUGGCGAUUUUUGAAGAACAAGGUUCUGCAAGAUUUCAAGAUCACUGUGAAGAAGACUACAAUGAAAAUGGUGAAUCAGACACUGAUACAUUUGAUUCCGAUGAUUCACAAGAAGAUCCAACCUUCGAUAUUAUUGAGGAGGCACGAUCUAGCUUAUCAAAUCUCUCAAUCAAAAAGGAAUCCAAGUCUCGCAUUUUUAAAAUAAUGGAUGAGGGGAUUGAGGGAGACCCAGAUGUUAAAGAAAUGAAUGUGCCAGAACUUGAUGAAAAAGACCAGAAAAGCUACGAGGUUAUUCAAAAAGUCAUUGAAGUUGGCCAGGUAGAGAAACUAAAAGUUGAUCAAUGCAAGGUUUAUUUGAGGAAACAUGGAUUGAGAUUGACAGGCAACAAAGAUAUCCUCAUCGAGCGCAUUAAGGAGCACCUUGAUAUUAUUAAUGGUGGUGGAGAGAAGAAGUAUCCAGCAUCUAGUUUUGUAUUGAACUGUAAAGGUGAUGCAUGCACAGGAGAUAUUGUUAUGUUUGAACAAAACGUUUAUGAAAUAAGUGCCAGUGGGCCUCCAUGUGGUACAAGGGUAGUAGCAGGCCGCAUUGUGAAAGAAAGCUAUGGUGCUGCAAAGCAACAACAUACAUUUACGAUUGAAGUACUAUGGAGCAAGGGGGAAAAACCACUCAGUCCUCUUCAUCCCCUUCUCAUUAAAGGUAGAAACCUUUACAAGUUGAAGACAAUGAGACAGAGAUGGGAGGAUGAAGGCAAUAGACAGAAAAUUUUGUUCGAGAAGCAUGCUAGAGGUUCUCUUGCUAGAUCAAACAGGGAAGCACGUAUUCAAGAGAAGGAAACAAGAAAGAUGUUAGGGGCAAAUAGGGUAUCAAGAAGGGAAGAUCAAAGAAGAAAACAAGAAGAGAAUACAAGACAUAUUUCUCAAACACUUCAUAUGAAUUCAUCGCAAUUGGGAAGUCAGCCUCACGAGAAGCAAAAGGACAUACAAAAGCUCCAUAAAGAACAAAGUUUUCAGCAGAAGGAAUGUGAUAAUUUCAUAAUCUGGAGAGAAAACAAUUCAGUCCUGUGCAAAAGGCCUACUAUCUUCCCAAUCUCAAAUGUACCAUCAGAAUGUCAGAGGCAGCCUUUGACAAGCAUGAACUAUAAUCCGUCAAGGAGUCUGUGCAUAAGGGAUAGUGAAGAACAAAGCAUCACCUUCAAUCCUUCAACGGGUCAAUAUGGAAGGUACACUCAUGACCAAAACUUAAACUUGAAUCCUUCAAAGUGUUCAUCUCAAUUGGGAUUUCAUGAUGAGAACAAUAGGAUUUAUGGCUCCUUAAGGAGUCCAAUUCAAAGGCAUGGUCAUGAUGAGAGCCUGAAAUUUAACCCUCCAAGUAAUCCAUUCCGAGGGCACGGCCAUGAAGAAAGUAAAAACUUAAACCCUUUGAAGAGAUCAAUAGAAGUGUGUGUUCCAGAAGAAAACAAGAAUUGCAAUCGUGCAAGUAGUCCAUUCCAUAGACAGGAUCAUGAACCAAGGCAACAACUGUGCCGACACUAUGCACAGGGAAGAUGCUACUAUGGAGAUCAAUGCAAGUUUCAGCAUGGCCACGAUGAAAGCAAGAAAUUUAAUCCUCCACGUAGUCCUUUGAAGAGUUCAGUACAAGUCCGAGUUUCAGAAGAAAGCAUGAAUUGUGAUCGUGCAAGGAGUUCGUUCCAUAACCAGGGCCAUGAAGAAGGGCAAAAGUUGUGCCGAUACUAUGCCCAAGGAAGGUGUUACUAUGCAGAAAAUUGCAAGUAUCGGCAUGACAGGAUCACCAACUAUGGUUAAAUGAAGGAAGACAUGUUGUGACCCAUCAUCUUAUUUACAUUUCAUUACUGAAAAUUUUUUUGAACUAGACAACUAAAUUGGGAGUAUUUUAAGGGAAAAUGACCCAGGAUCAACUCUCACUAUCUCUGUUAUCCUUAUUAAUUACGUAUUUCAUUAUGUAUGCAUGGUG
Ilex paraguariensis (yerba mate) is the source of this 2277-nucleotide messenger RNA. The record is from the annotation of a GenBank genome assembly. NCBI's taxonomy places the organism in Eukaryota, Viridiplantae, Streptophyta, Magnoliopsida, Aquifoliales, Aquifoliaceae.